CAACAAACCCUCGCUUCAAUCUUCCUCUCUUCUCUGCUUCAAUUUCUUGCAGCUAUGGCUACCGCACGUGCCAUGCUCGUGCUCGCUCUCUCUCUCCUCUCUCUAGCAGCCUCCGCCAUUGCUCAAUCUCCCUCCCCUGCUCCAGGUCCCGCCGUCGCCGCACCGCCGCCGUUAACCCCACCGCCUGUUGCAGCCCCUCCUACUACACCUCCCCCCACCGCCAUGCCCCCAAUGGCAGCCUCACCUCCGCCAAGCAUGUCAACUCCACCGAUGGCAGCUCCUCCCACCGUCCCCCCGCCGAUGGCUUCUCCGCCGUCUAUGGAAUCAGGCCCAAGCCCAGGCCCAAGCACAAUGCCCGACAGCCCACCAUCGCCUCCAGGCCCAUCUCCAGGGCCAGCUCCAGGGCCAGCUCCAGCGUCAGCUCCGUCGCCGCCGCCGUCGCCACCGCCGGGAGCGGGAUUUUCGAUCCAGCACGGUGGGUACAAGGCGGCGGGUGUUGCGGCGGUGUUGGGUGGCCUGGCCAUCGUCUUGGUUUAACAACGCAGCAUAGUACUUGAAUUUGCUGUAGAUUAUGAUCUUCAUACUCAUUUGUGUAUUCUUUUUGUUUCUUUUUCAUUUCCAUCUCUUUCUAUCUCUCUCCCAUAUGAUUCUUGAGAGCAGCUUUGAGUGAUAUUUGUGGGAUAUGUAGCAUUUUCAUUUUUUUUCUAGUUCAAUAAGAGAGACUCGUUUCUUGUUCAUCGAUA
Molecule: messenger RNA, 743 nt
Organism: Cucurbita moschata (crookneck pumpkin)
Lineage: Eukaryota; Viridiplantae; Streptophyta; Magnoliopsida; Cucurbitales; Cucurbitaceae
Product: classical arabinogalactan protein 9-like
Exons: 1
Coding region: 55-537 (160 amino acids)
Source: RefSeq, a predicted model, not a curated record